AUGGCCUUACCACUAUACAAACACGUAUUACUGUGCUGCGUGCUAAUUGGAAUCAUUAGCGGUGAGAAGGAGCAUAAGUUCAAGCUGCUGAAGCUUGAAAAGUCCGUCGAGGAUACUAAUGAUCUACAGAGUGAUCUCCACUUGGAAAAGGAUGGCGAGGACGAAGUGACAAAGAUCAGUGGCGAGUUCAAGCAGCUAAAAGAGAUGGACGACGAAUGGAAGGUCCAUAUAGUGGUUAGUUAUGCUGAAAAGCCAGACGACAAAUAUGAGGAACUUGCGAAAUUUCCUUCAAUGGGCGUGUGUGAGGUGCUAGGCUCAUAUUACAAAAAGCAUUUCUAUGAGAAGCUCAAGGAAUAUUCCAAUGCACCCGAUCCGGAUACCUGCCCCGUAACGCCAGAAACUUAUCGGAUCAAGGACUAUCCUUUCGAUGCAUCGGCAUUGACGAAGUAUCUACAGCCGGGUCGCUAUCGCAUUAUUAGUAAACUAAUUAAGGACGAGCAGAUCAAACUGGAAUACAUAGCGCAUGCGAAGGUCGAAUAGAGUGUAAAGAAAAUCGGAGCAUUUUAUUGAUUUUGAAUACACGAAAUUCAAUUGUAAGAAUCAA
Messenger RNA from Scaptodrosophila lebanonensis, 604 nucleotides. RefSeq lists its product as uncharacterized. Bases 1 to 540 code for a protein of 179 amino acids. The transcript has 2 exons. The record is from RefSeq and is a predicted model, not a curated record. Lineage: Eukaryota; Metazoa; Arthropoda; Insecta; Diptera; Drosophilidae.